Messenger RNA from Eucalyptus grandis, 471 nucleotides. RefSeq names its product protein O-glucosyltransferase 2-like. The transcript is spliced from 3 exons. NCBI's taxonomy places the organism in Eukaryota, Viridiplantae, Streptophyta, Magnoliopsida, Myrtales, Myrtaceae. The coding region runs from base 1 to 471 and encodes 156 amino acids. The record is from RefSeq and is a predicted model, not a curated record.
AUGGAAAGGUACAAGAUCUACAUAGAAGGAAUUGGCUGGUCGGUGAGCAAGAAGUACAUUUUGGCAUGUGAUUCCAUGACCUUGCUGAUAAAGCCAGAGUUCUACGAUUACUUCGUAGGAGGGAUGAUGCCUAUGGAGCAUUACUGGCUAAUUAGGGCGCGUUUGGCCCUUAUGCCGAACAAUAAGUGCAGAGAUAUCAAAUUUGCUGUUGAAUGGGGAAACAAUCACACUGAAGAGGCGCAGAGGAUCAGCGGUAGCAGGACCAAGUUCGUCGAGGAGAGCUCAAAACUGAAGUUCGACUGCACGUUUCACCUGCUUAGCGAGUACGCGAAGCUUCUCAAGUUGGAGGUAAAGGUGCCCCGGGGAAUUACCGAGCUGUGCUCGGAAAUGAGAGGCUUCGAGGUAAAGGUGACUCCGGUAAUGACCGGUCUGUGCUCGGAAAUGAUGGCGUGCCCAGCUGAUGGCUUAUGA